AUGCGUUUAGGUAGCAACCCCAAACUUUUUGGAAACCGUAAGAGCCGUGCUCGGAUUUGUACCGUCAUAAGUUCCUGCUCCAUGCUAGGCCAGACUCAUAUCCGAUGGAACGUCUAUCACUUUACUAGACAUUUAUUUUGCAGGAGUCUUUCUAGCUUGUGUUCUUCUCAAUUGGCUCCAAUUCUCUUAUCUCCCGGUAGGCAAUCUCCCACUGCCUUCUUUCACUGCCUCUGUUACCCUCUGUGUAUCCUCGGCAACAGCUGUAGAAAAAUUUUCGAUGCCACUGCUGCAGCCUCAAUGUUUGCUCUCUGGGUGCGACAAAAAGAUUUUCUAGCGUCAAAAGUGGCGAGUAGCAACAGCGAUUCUGGAAUCUGCGAGGCAAAUUGGCAGCUUGUCCACCAGGGUAGGCGAUGUGGUACCUGA
This is a messenger RNA of Dujonia railenensis, 423 nucleotides long. Lineage: Eukaryota; Fungi; Ascomycota; Pichiomycetes; Serinales; Debaryomycetaceae. The record is from the annotation of a GenBank genome assembly.